This is a messenger RNA of Myotis myotis, 3182 nucleotides long. RefSeq names its product ferric chelate reductase 1 (gene FRRS1). NCBI's taxonomy places the organism in Eukaryota, Metazoa, Chordata, Mammalia, Chiroptera, Vespertilionidae. Gene Ontology annotation, molecular function: oxidoreductase activity, acting on metal ions. The record is from RefSeq and is a predicted model, not a curated record. Bases 331 to 2106 code for a protein of 591 amino acids. The transcript is spliced from 16 exons.
CUACCUAAUGGCAAGCAGGUUCUUUCGUUUGCCUUCGCACCCUAUAGCCUGUUUUCACAUGCGUUUGUAGCUAAAGACAAAAACCUAAUUCUCUCAGAAAAACAAUGACCAGUUGGCAAAAAAAGAAAGAAAAAAGUUCCUUGGUGUGAAACAGAAUGUGCAGCUCAGACCCCGCACCCUCAAGGGCCCGUCUUGCAGGUCGAGUUCUGCAGCUGGGCUUGGGCUUGGGAAGUCGCCCGUCUUCAUGGGGAUCCGCUGGCCCCACCCACCGGCUGAAACGCGAUCCGAGUUGUAGCGGAGCCGGAAGCUGGCCGGCGCCUCCUUCCCAAGAUGGCAGCUCCCGGACGCACCGCGGCGGCCCUCCUGCUGCUGCUGCGCCUCAGCCUGGUGGCGGGCUAUCCCAGCGGCAGAGUGACGGAGUCCUGCGGGGACAUGGUCCCCAGACACGGCCACGCCCCGCGCCCCGACCCCGUCCACAGCGUGGCCGUGGCCCGGACGACAUUCAUGCCGGGAGACCAGAUCGAAGUUACGGUGUCGGGGCCGGAGUUUAAAGGCUUUCUCAUCGAGGCCCGGGAUGCUGAGGAUCUGAGCGGCGCUCCUGUGGGCUCCUUCACGCUGAUUGACAGCCAGGAGUCCCAGCUUCUGACUUGCGGAGAUAAGCAGGGGUCAGCGGUGAGCCACACCAGUGCGCACAAGAAGACAGAAGUGAGAGUCUACUGGGACGCCCCCGGCAGCGCCCCCAACCAUGUGCAGUUCCUGGCCACGGUCUUGGAGAAGUAUAAAAUCUACUGGGUGAGGAUUCCUAGUCCUGUCAUUUCACAGCCAAAGGCCCCGCCCUUUUCAACACCUGGGACCACACCAGCGCCUUCGCCAGCCUCGCCUGCAGUCUCCCGUCUCACCAAACCAUUCAGUGCCUCGGGCUGUGGGAGCAAGAAGUUCUGUGUGCGGAGCCCCUGGGCCUGCGACCCAGCGAAGGAGGCCACCUGCCUCUUCCUGUCCUUCACGCGGGACAACCAGUCGGUGACGGUAGAGAUGAGCGGCCCCAGCAAAGGCUACCUGUCCUUCGCGCUUUCCCACGACCGGUGGAUGGGCGACGAUGACGCUUACCUGUGUAUUCACGAGGACCAGACCGUGAGCAUCCGACCUGCCCAUCUGACGGGGCGGAGCCACCCUGCCCUGGACUCCUGGGACGCCCUCGAGGAUAUGGCCUGGAGGCUGGAGGAUGGCGGGAUGCAAUGUUCUUUCAGAAGAAACAUCACCCUUCCUGGCGUUGAGAAUAGAUUUGACCUAAACACAAGCUACUACAUAUUUCUAGCAACUGGUGCAGCCAAGGAUGGUCGAAUUUAUAGACACUCCCAGCAGCCUCUGAUUACAUAUGAAAAACAUGAGGUGACAGGUGAUCCGCAGGACGUGGGAGCGUCUCGGGCCCCGCCCCUGCUGAGGGCUCACGGGGCCUUGAUGCUCAUGAGCUGGAUGACGGCCGUCAGCGUGGGUGUCAUCGUUGCCCGGUUCUUCAAGCCCGUUCUGUCCAGGCCUCUCUUCGGCGAAUCCGCUUGGUUCCAGGUGCAUCGGGCGCUCAUGCUAAUUACUUCCUUCCUCACCUGCAUUGCUUUCGUCCUGCCUUUCAUUUACCGAGGAGGCUGGAGUAGCCGUGCAGGUUACCACCCCUACCUCGGCUGCGUGGUGCUGGUCCUGGCGGUUCUGCAGCCCCUGCUGGCAGCCAUGAGGCCACCUCUACACGACCCCAGGAGGCACCUGUUUAACUGGACGCAUUGGGGGAUGGGAACAGCUGCUAGAAUCGUGGCCGUGGCGGCGAUGUUCCUGGGGAUGGAUUUGCCGGGACUGGCCCUUCCCGGCCCGUGGAAGACCUACGUGAUGCUGGGGUUUGUCGCCUGGCACGUGGGGGCAGAGAUCGUGCUGGAGGUCCACGCGUACCGCCUCUCGCGCAAAGUUGAAAUACUGGAUGACACUAGAAUUCAGAUUAUGCAGACCUUUACCAUGGCUGAGGCAGAAGGCCACGGCUUUAAGAAGGCGGUGCUAGCCGUGUAUAUCUGUGGGAACGUGACUUUUCUCGUCAUAUUCUUGUCUGCCGUCAGCCGUCUCUGAGCCCGCCGCGGCCUUGCUGUGCCGGCCAGGUGACGGUCUCAUCGAGCCGGGGAACGCGAGGCCCAUGCCGCCUGCCGGGUGUGGGCAGGAAAUCCGAGUUGGAGACCAGGCCAUGCCCACGCGGGGUUCUGGCGGCUGGCCCUUAGGGUCCUGUGGACUGUGACGCGCCGUCCAGCCUUUAGGUGCAGGUCCGAGUCUUAAAGGGAAGGUCGAGGAGAAGUGACCCUCGAAUAUUUCUCUUUUCUGUACCUUUUUAUUGAAUGUAUCGGGGUGACACUGGUUCAUGAAAGGAUACAGGUUUCAGGUGAACAACUCCACACACAUCAUCUGUACGCUGUCUGGUGUGUUCACCACCCCAAGUCAGGUCUCCUUCCAUCACCAUUGAUCCCCCGUCUCCCCUCCCCCACCUCCUCCUAGCCCCCUCCCAGUAUUUCUAUGCUGAGAUUUUAAGAAUGUUAGCAUUUAGGAAUGUAAACAAGAACUAUUUGGAAAAUAAAGGAUGACCUUAGGAUGGAAAGGCGAGGAGAGGAACUAUAUUGGGGCUCUGGAAGUACUGUGGGCCUUUUAAGACAACAUCCACAGGGUGUCCCCCAAAAUGAGUACACACUUUAACAGCUGAUAGCUCAAUUUUAAAAAUAGGAUGUAUUUUAAUAAACACUGCCUUUAUAAUUAUUCAAAGCGUGUAUACAUUUUUGGGGGGACACCCUGUAUUUUUACUAGUUUAUCUCAAUGGUCUUUUUUCCUAGGGCUUUUUGGGAAACUGUAUUUUUCAGUCCUGUUUUGGGGACUCAUUCCUUGCUCUGUGUAUCUUGUUUCUUUGGUAAAGGUGGAAAUGGGGCUGACCCCAUGGUAGGUUUUGUUAACAUUGAAACAUAUUACGGAUAUUAUGUCUUCCCUAGCUGUGAAAUGUGAGUGUGCAUCUUCUGCUUAAAAACUGCCUUUAUAUAUUCAGCAACAGAGCUGAUGGCCUUUUAUAUGCUCGGUGUUUUGACAAUCAGAUUUGAAUCCGACAGCCUUUGGAGAUUGUAGACUCGAAUUUCAAAACUAAUAAAGCUCACCCUUGUGGACACAUCUAA